GUCUAUUUUCAGCAUUAUUAUUUAUAAUUUCACCCCCUCCCCACUAUAACCCAUUAACCAUAGAACUAUGGCCAAAAACAUAAAGCCUGCAGCAGGUUGUCUGCAAACAUUAUACGCCCUUGCUGUACUAACAUAUGCUUUCCAGCCUAUAGAAGCUAUAAAUUGCCCAGUAAAUUGUAAAUGUUCCUGGAUAUUAGAUAGUCUGGAAGUAAAUUGUGCCUAUGGCGGUCUAAUAGAAUAUCCAGAUUUUGGCUCAAUGCCCAUAGAACAUGUUGAUCUAUCGGGCAAUUAUUUUAUAGAAUUUCCCACACAACUAUCAAAUUAUAAUUCUUUGAUUUAUUUGGAUUUAUCAAAUAAUCAAAUCGAAUAUUUAGAUGCUGACGCUUUAAUGGGGUUUAAUGCUUUGCGAACCCUUAUAUUGGCCAAUAAUACCAUUAAUCGUUGGUUACAUUUAAAUCCAAAUACGGCUUUUCUUAAUGCUGUAAGUUUACAGCGUUUGGUUUUGAAUGGCAAUUCUUUGGAGUCUUUCAAUAUGGACGAUCAUCAGCAGGUGAUUAUAAGUGAAUCGUUGACACAUUUGGAGCUGGAAAAUUGUGGUAUAACUAAAGUUGGUGGUGAUAUUUUAAUGCAGAAUAUGCCGAAUUUAGAGAGAUUAAAUUUAAAUAAAAACUCUUUGGUGGCGCUUAAUACUUUACCCUCUAAGUCUUUGAGAGUUUUGGAGUUGAGUGGUUGUAAUUUGCAGAGAAUACCACGUUCUUUAUUGGCAGGUUUGCCAGCUUUAGAGUUUUUACAGCUUUCCUGGAAUACUGCCUUGCAAGUGGGACCUUCUGACCGCUUAGACUCUUCUACACUUAGUGAAUUAGAUCUUUCCUAUUGCAGUCUAGAUGAUAUAGAUCUUUCAGCUUUGCCUAAUCUUCAGCAGCUGCAUUUACGUGGCAAUAUGUUGCGCACCUUAACGGGUCAGACUUUUGAGAACAAUAGUUUAUUGGAGAGUAUAGAUUUGUCACGUAACUCCUUACGCUCUUUGGAAGCGGAAUCAUUUUAUAAAUUAAAAAAACUUGCUUCUUUGGAUUUGGCCUAUAAUGAAAUAGCACGUUUGGAUCGCAAUGUAUUUCGUUCGAAUGAUAAUUUGGUUUCAUUGAAUUUAAGCCACAAUGUUAUAGAUAAGUUUACCAAACUGAUAUCGAACUCAUUGCGUGAUAUUAAUUUGUCAUGGUGUGAAAUAAUAUUGAUUGAUGGCACCGCCUUUUCCAGUCUAUCGUCUUUGCAGAAACUGGAUUUGUCUAACAAUUUGAUAAGAGAUCUGCCAGCAGGCAUGAGAUCAGAUACUUUACAAAGGUUGGAUUUAAGCUACUGUCGUUUAUCCGCCUUAAGCAAUGCCACCUUUCAACAUUUUCCCGAAUUGGCUCAACUUAAGUUAAAUGGCAAUCGUUUUACCAAUCCUUUUCCUAGGGAAUAUUUUCAAUCCAAUAAAUAUUUAGAUGCCAUAUGGGUGGGAGAUAAUACUUGGAUUUGUAAUUGUCAGGAUCCCAUAUUUGUAGAAUUCUAUGAUUAUUUAACAGCAGCGCCAUCAAGGAUUAAAGACCGCAAUAGCUUGCGUUGUGCCUCACCCACCUACAACUAUGGCAAGACUUGGCAGGCAGCCUGUGAAAGAGAUUGGAUUCAAAAUAGUCAUUCCAAUAAUGCCGAAAAGGUUUGGACCACUAUAAUGCUAUCGAUAGUGGUUAUAGGGGUUUUAAUAUUCCUAUUUACUUGUUUCCAAAGAUAUAUGGCCUGGAGAAAAAAGCGCAUAGAUACCGAGGAGUACCGCCGUAAUCAUGAUGAAAUGAGAGAAAUACGCCGUUUAAAUCAACGUAUACUGGAAGAAGAAGCUCGUCCCAAUGCUCCUAAUAGUUUUGAAAAUGCUUUACCUUCUUACGAAGAUGCUCUCACCAUGCCCAAACCAGUAAGACCGGUUAAAUCUAUGUUAGAUUUAUCCGAAGAAACCUCUAGAAGGCGUAGACGUUUUAAGAAAAAUCGCACUAAUCCUGAAGAGGAUAUAGCCGAAGAAGAUGAUCAAGAUAUACAAUAUGAUUAUAGAAAUCGUUUUCGUAGUGAGGAAAUGCUUUCGAAUCGAGACAUAGAAAGAGUACAACAAAUUGUGCCUAACAGGCGUACCGGUGGAAUAGUACACAACAAUUCGGGUAGUAGACGUUUUAGCAUUGAAGAUUCUCGUUUCCCAGCAGCUCACUUAAAAUCUCAAAAUCUGCAGAGUGCAGAAAAAUUAGGCAAUUUCCAAAGCUAUGAAAAUAGUCCAUAUACUAAACGAAAACCCAAAAUAGCCGAGAUACCACCCUUUAAAAGGGCCAACCUAAGAGCAGACAGUGUUGAAUUCCUAACAGAUCCCGAAUAUGAGGUCAGCAGUAAACCUAGUAGUCCCUUUGCUAGACGUAAACCCAAAUCACCUUCACCUAUAGCCACACCUCUAGCACCAGCUGUAGAAGAUUAUUUCAGUGCAAAUACCAAAAUUUCCGACUCACCUGGAGGCAGUGAUUUUCAUGUUGUCAUAGAACCCGAUAUUCAAUCUCUAAAAGAUGUCAACUAUGACUCUUCGCCCAUAGAAUCAAAUACCGAAGAUGAAUUGAUUAAAGGUAAACGCAAGAAAUUACGCAACUCCUCUAGUCGUCGGGCAAGUGGUAGUUUUAUAGCGGCAGCUGCUACAGCAGCCGCUAGUGGUGAGACUUCGGAAGAGGAACCUAUUGUUGUGGUGCAUCGACCCAUGCGUGAGACAUUAUUUUAGUUGUUAGUGUCUAUUUAGCACAGCUUUUUAAGUAUUUUUUUGAAUUUUAAUUUUAAGUUCUUAUAAGUUUAAUAAUUUACCAAAGUACCUACAAUAUAUCCACUAACAUACAUAUUUAAUAAAAUAUUACUAAUAUUUUUUAACGGAACUUUUUUUAACCUAA
Molecule: messenger RNA, 2942 nt
Organism: Lucilia sericata (common green bottle fly)
Lineage: Eukaryota; Metazoa; Arthropoda; Insecta; Diptera; Calliphoridae
Product: toll-like receptor 4
Exons: 4
Coding region: 68-2779 (903 amino acids)
Molecular function (GO): protein binding
Source: RefSeq, a predicted model, not a curated record